This is a messenger RNA of Pseudomassariella vexata, 957 nucleotides long. RefSeq lists its product as uncharacterized. NCBI's taxonomy places the organism in Eukaryota, Fungi, Ascomycota, Sordariomycetes, Amphisphaeriales, Pseudomassariaceae. The coding region runs from base 1 to 957 and encodes 318 amino acids. The transcript has 5 exons. The record is from RefSeq and is a predicted model, not a curated record.
AUGGCUCAUGAUCCUCGAUACACCCUGAACCCAUGGGUUUGGAUCCUCACUCUACUGGCCACGGCGGCCCUGUGUCUCCGCCUAUGGUGCCGAAAAUUCCGCCACCGCGGUCUCUGGUGGGACGACUACAUCUUCGUCGUAUCAUGGGCCCUCCUUUUUUCCGCCUCGGCGGUCUUCACUGCCGACUUAAACGCCGGUAUGGGCCGCCUCGACUACGAAAAGCAAGAUGUUCACAUCCUCUUCCGGACGUGUUUCGACCUGAACACGCUCUGCUCAGCCUUGUCCAAGACUGCCUUCGCGGUGACGCUGCUCCGGCUCGUGGAGGCCAGCUGGCAGAAGCGCAUGAUCUGGUUCAUCAUCGUCACCAUCAGCUUGCUCAACGUCGCCAACGCAAUCGUGUGGUGGGCUUCGGUGUGCGGUAGACCCAGGUCCCUUGCUGCGCUGCCGGGGCAUUGCCUUAGCCAGGCGGCGUUUGGGUUGCUUUCUACUGCUUGUGGAGCGUACGGAGCCCUGAUCGACUUCAUCCUCGCCUUACUACCCUGGGGUUACGUCUGGAAACUCCGGACAUACAGGCGUGAGCGACUGGCAAUCAGUGUAGCAAUGUCUCUCGGAGUGGUUGCCGGCGUGACAGCUAUCGCUCGAAUUGCGUACUCAGUCGCCAUGGAAAGUAGCGGAACCGACUACGAAAUCUCAGCUGGCCGUAUCGAAUAUUCCUAUCAGACGUGUGUCAUAUUCGUCUUCCUCCAGGCCGAGCCGGCCGUGACCAUCAUCGCAGCAACCAUUCCCGUCAUCCGAGUCUUGGUUCGCGACGCUAUCUCUGCUCCCGAUGACGAGUGGGAAGACACAACGAUGCAGGGGCUUAAAGAAACAUCGGGAAAUGCCUCUGGUUUGUUAUCGGCGGCGACUCGAGAUGUAGAGGAGAUGGGGUCGUUUCACGUUCCCAAAAGCGCACCGUAG